This is a messenger RNA of Penicillium argentinense, 330 nucleotides long. RefSeq lists its product as uncharacterized. The record is from RefSeq and is a predicted model, not a curated record. NCBI's taxonomy places the organism in Eukaryota, Fungi, Ascomycota, Eurotiomycetes, Eurotiales, Aspergillaceae. The transcript is spliced from 2 exons. The coding region runs from base 1 to 330 and encodes 109 amino acids.
AUGGCGGCCUUCAUUGAUACAUUCCCACCCUUUUUAUUCGUCAAUGUGGAGGACGUCGCCCAGCUACAUGUCGCUGCAUUGUUGCUUCCUGAUGUUGAAGGGGAACGCAUUCUUGCCUUUGCGGGUCCUUUCAACCGAAAUGACCUCGUUCGAUCUAUCCGCAAACUAUUCCCAGGCCGUCAGCUCUCCGAAGAUAUACCUGGUCUGACAAUGAACGAGAGUUCUAUAAUGCCUGCUGCAAGGGCAAACGAUCUCUUGAAAGGGAUGUGGGACAAGGAGUUCACAAGUUUGGACGAUAGCCUGAAAGAUAAUUUAGAGGAGUUCCUCUAA